ACAAAAUAUUAAUCACCAUGUUUUCAUUCGCAUUCAUGUAGAGCUAAAACUCACCGUAAUAUCACUUUAGCCACAAUUGAUCAACUGGUUCGAAUCCUUUACAUGAUAUAAUUUACAUAACAAUCACUUACUCUCUGCGAUUGCAUUGUCCGUUGUGAUGAGUAAUAGCGUUUAUUUACCUUGGUGAUCGGUAUGCAGAGCGGCGAAGGUUGUUGACGAUCGCGAGCCGCACGCGCCCCGAAAUCCUAACUUGUAAACAACUGAAGCAUUAACAACAAUUAGAAACAACCGACCCACGCACCACGCGACAUUGCGUCACGUUGACAAACCCAACUGUGCCAUUGGAUUGGCAGGUUCAGUCUCCAACGACCGCCGACACCAUACACACACAAACAUGUGGUCUACAGUCCUCAUUGUAGCCCUAGCGGUGGUCGCAACAGAACAAUCAGACUACCCAUCCUUCCACACGGAGUAUAGUGACGGAGUAAGAAGCCUGGGAUAUGAAGUAAUAUACGGCAAUGAAGACUUGACGGUUAUAAACGAGGUUGUAAGGUCGGUAGAGAAGAAACCAAUAAUCAAAAGGGAUGACGUAAAGAACACCAUCCACCCCCUGCCCGCAGACGACGUCAAAUGCCUCAUGUCCGUUGACCGAUACUGCUCGAAGGAUAUGAUGCAAAUGAAAAGUGUUCUCAUCCAAGCAGUGAAGGAGGAUUGUAAAAAAUGCACGACGAAGCAGAAAGACGACGCUGGGAAGGUGAUCGCGUCGAUGUUGGCCCACGACCCUGUAGCCUGGAAGCUCUUCCUCACAAGGUACGACGGCCUCCCGAAGGUUCAGAAGAUUCUUGGAUAAUGCACAACAUUCAUGCGUUAGGUAGGUGCAUUACGUGUUCGGUGUUAUUGAUUGUGCUAGACUUCUUUGACGUUCUGAUUACGAGUCCAGUAAACAGCUGCUACCCGAAUUGUCCAAUAUUUUCCUAUAUUCCUAACAUGAUUAAUCUUUCGAAUGCCGGAACGCGGAUCUCGACCAGACACAAUGUAAAAUCUAUUGUGUCUGGUAUCUCGGCAUAUGAGAGGUUAAUUCAAAAAUGUUUUAAAUUGUAAUCAUUUUUUGAGUUUUGUGUAUGUCGUACAUGGUCACGAUUGUGUUUGACACUCAUAAUGUGUUUGGAGCUCAUUUUAAAUUAAGAAUUAUUGCUACUCUCGUUUCGUGUUUGGAUAUGUUAAAGAAGUUUAGCGUAAUUUGAUAUACUUAAGGUUGUUGUUUCGAAUUUGCUGCACACUCAUGUUUCCCUCAUAUGAAGUCAGUAUAGAAUUUUGUCAAGAUCAAGACCCUCCUGUCUGUUAAUAACCUACCUACUUAUUAGGCUCAAGUACAAUAUGCAUACACACAUGUCUAUUAUCAACAUAAAUAAAUUCAUAAGCAAUUUUAAUCCGAGUUCAUAGGUACUUACACGUCAUUUUUUUAUGUCUAAAUGCCCAACUUUGCGCAGCAAAUUCAAAACAAACUUCACAAUCAUGACAUUCACAAACCCAUGCUGAAUCGUUUUUAUAGGUGCGCGUUACUUAUAAACGACAUGAAAAAAUCAAAGAAAGUACGCACUAAACGAGAAAAGCCGCCGAAAUAUAAAGUAGUGGGGGAGCCAGAAGAAAUAGAUAACAGGCAGUUUAGAAAGGUGAUGCCUGGAGUCACCGUUAGGGUCAAAAGGUACAAAAUGAUAAAGGUGGCGUAAGCGUCUGUACUUAAUUAGUUUUUUGGUGGGUUAAUGCCAUCGAAAUUCCCAUUUAAUACCUUUUUUUUCUGUACCUAAAUUUAUACACAAUAAAAAUAUUUAUCUUUAUCUUUUAUCUUUACCAUAUAAACCAUACCAUACCACACCAGACUAAUACCAUAUACAGGUUGUUAGUGACAUCGUAACAAAUACUGAGGGCUCGAGGGGGAAGAUUCAGACCAUGAUUCUGAAUUAAUAUCAAGUGGAAUUUUCCAACGCAAAAUUAAUAAAUUUUUUCCUGAAAUUUUCCUGUUUUUUUAAGUUAUUUUCCGUUCCAUACUUUUGCGACGGAAAAUUCCAGUUGAUAUCAACUCAGAAUCAUGGCCUGAAUCAUUCCUCAAAGUUUUAGCUACGAUGCAAUGUCACUAACAUCCUGUAUACCGUACUUAUAUACUUUAUUAUGUCACCUCUUCUGACAUACAACGUCAUCACCGGUUUCAAGGAGUUAGAAGUUUUUGAAUAAACUUAUGAAAAGGUUACACCCGGUUGUUUUUAAGGUAUUUUCAUUUGCAAUAGUCAAAUAAGACGAGUGUAAAAAACAAAUUGUAAUAAGAUAUAUAGAUACAUAACAUAAGUUACACAUAUUUGCAACUGUAUAUUAAAACAGUUAGGGCGUAGGAUUCGAUUGAUCGUCCUUAGAUAUUUUUUUUGUAGUGACCUAAUCUAGGAUAACUCAGAUGACGUUAACUUGGCCGCAAUAGACCUAAGUAAAUGACACUAAGAUCUAAUAUGGUACUUUAUUUUAAAUCACGUCGAUAAUAGAAAGGUUAAUGCCAUUUAUUAAUGUUAUCUUAAUCCUUAAGUUUAGAACCUUACAUUGCACAAUUUGUAAUUAUAGCUUUUAUAUAAGUUUUUAAAUAAAAAAUAUGAACUAAAAAUUAA
This is a messenger RNA of Pectinophora gossypiella (pink bollworm), 2651 nucleotides long. RefSeq lists its product as uncharacterized. The transcript is spliced from 3 exons. Bases 395 to 850 code for a protein of 151 amino acids. The record is from RefSeq and is a predicted model, not a curated record. Lineage: Eukaryota; Metazoa; Arthropoda; Insecta; Lepidoptera; Gelechiidae.